AUGGAGCUGCUUUGCCUCGAAAUGGACACCAUCUUAAGAGCUCGUCCUGAUCCGAAUCUUCUGUGUGAUGACAGGGUCUUACAAAGCCUGUUGACCAUUGAAGAACGAUUUAUUCCCCAAUGUUCUUAUUUCAAGUGCGUUCAGAAAGAUAUUCAGCCAUUUAUGCGGAGGAUGGUUGCUACUUGGAUGCUGGAGGUUUGUACCGAAACACUCUAGGCAAUUUGUUCUCACUACUCAUCUCAAAACACUAAAAUCUGACUUUUCGCUCUGUCAUUUUGUCCAGUUUGCAUGGUGUGAGAAAGAGGAGGGUUGCACAUCACAUUGCCGAAUAUACAAUCCUGAUAGCCUAUAAUUAGCUUCUCUUAUUUAUAUGGUUGUAUUUUUUGAACCAAGUCACUGACGAUUAUGUCUGAGAUACAUUGACAGGUGGUUACAGCGGUGUAGUCUAUCACAAGAUAAAGCUUUUCUUUGCAUAGGUCUGAUCUAGGAAAGGUGCACGGGAUUCUUUGUUAUUUUUUUAAAAAAUUGUCUAAAUAUUUCCAUGCACACGUAUGCAGUUCAAUGCUAGCCCUUUUCUAGCCUAUAUUCUAACGCCAUGUUGUUUUUUCAGGAACUGUUGCAAUUUUUCUGACGAUUUUACAGGUCAUAAACGCUAUAACAGUAGUUGAAACGUGGCAGAAAUGAAAGUGCAGUGUCUAAACUACAUAGUCAUCAUUGAAAUGAAUGCGAAAUAUUUAUCAAACAUUUUCUAUUUAUUUUUUAAAUAUUGGAUCGCGGAAGGGGCGCGGGCCUAUCUGUCCCUUUGGUCUCCUCAUUGAAAUCCGUCACCCAGGAAUUAAGUUAGAUUUUUUACACUUUGUUUGACAUAAUCUGUUGGGAAUAGUCUGAAUAGAAACCUGACCGUCAGAGCUUUAUUUUCAUGUAAGAGUUAUUUUACUAUGAUUCAUUAAAUAUUUUAUAUUAAUUUUUGAAAAUAUAUUUCGACCUGGCGGUGACGCACUCGAGAGCAGCCAUAUGCUACUUCGUUUUACAUUUGACAAUUAUUUCGCAUUUAUCUUCAAAUUACAUGUUUAUCAAUUGUCGGGUCUGAUGUGAAAGACAUUGGUGUUCAUUAUGAUGUGAACAUUUUAGGUGUAGACAAUUUAUUUAUAUUUUUAAAUAUUUUAUGAAAAUAUGACGAAGGAAAGAAAAAGAGGUUCGGUACUGUGUUCCAUGGGUGUUUUUUGGCUGGGUGAUUGUGACUUGAAUUCAUUUCUUACUGAAGGAAUGCGAGUCUAUUGACAGCCUGUGCCUGAGAGCUUUUUAAAACAUUGAAAAUAAUCUAUUUAGAAUUUAUUGAUGAUGUCGCAACAACUCUGGGUGGGGCUCAAUUCUUGGCCAGGUCCCAAAGGGUUUCGACGAAUUUAUAUGCAUAUCUGGCUAUUACAUUAUUUCCUUCAUUUCGUUAUCAUUUUUAUGUUUCACAUGUAUUGAACACAUUUUAGGUAAUUGAAAUAACUGGAUUUUGAUUAUGCCAAAUGCUGCACAUUGUCACAAGUCGCCUUUCUCUCUAGGUUUGUGAAGAACAGAAGUGUGAGGAAGAAGUUUUUCCCUUGGCGAUGAACUACUUGGACAGAUUUUUAGCCGUGGUUCCAACCAGAAAGUGUAAUCUGCAACUUCUUGGAGCAGUUUGUAUGUUCCUUGCAUCCAAAUUGAAAGAAACUCGUCCAUUAACUGCAGACAAACUCUGCAUCUACACAGAUAACUCCAUCAGACCACAGGAGCUGCUGGUAAGCAACAGUUGGUUUCUGCCAACAAAAGUAUGAGUUACAUUUCAGAUUGUUAUUGAGGCUUUGUCAAAUAUGAAACUCAUGGCUAAUUGUCAAUGUUAAUGUUAUGGGCCAUACCUCAAAAACUAUUUACAUAUAUAUGUUUUAUAUGUAUUCAUAUUAGAUAGGCUACUGUCCAUUUUCUCUAAGGAUAAACUAUUAUGGAAUAUAAUUUACUGAAAUCAUCAGCAAACCUAGAUUAAAUGUUUGGGCCCCAUCACUCUAGGAAUGACCCAGAGUGCUUUGUCCCCCAAGAGUUCUGUACCAUACUACAGGCAACUGCCAAAAUAAAGGAAACACCCACAUAAAAUGUCUUAAUAGGGCGUUGGGUCACCACAAGCUGCCAGAACAGCUUCAAUGCGCCUUGGCAUAGAUUCUACAAGUGUCUGGAACUCUAUUGGAGGGAUGCGACACAAUUUUUCCACAAUAGAUUCUAUAAUUUUGUGUUUUAUUGAUGGUGGUGGAAAACGCUGUCUCAGGCGCCGCUCCAGAAUCUCCCAUAAGUGUUCAAUUGGGUUAAGAUCUGGUGACUGAGACACACACACACCCUUUAAACCCCCCAUGCUCCUUUAAGACCCCUCUUUCAAAGUCAUUGAGAUCUCUUCUAGCCAUGGUAGCCAAAAUUAUGGGAAACUGGGCAUUUUUAUACAUGACCCUAAGCGUGAUGGGAUGUUAAUUGCUUAAUUAACUCAGGAACCACACCUGUGUGGAAGCACCUGCUUUCAAUAUACUUUGUAUCCUUCAUUUACUCAAGCGUUUCCUUUAUUUUGGCAGUUACCUGUAUAUUGGACUGUACAGUAGGUUUUUGUACAGUGGUCUCUAUCGCCAUCUAGUGGCAAAUAUCUGCAGUAGAACGAGGUCAGCCGUUGAACUGAAGCCAAGGUUUAUAAUAAUAAUAAUAUGCCAUUUAGCAGACGCUUUUAUCCAAAGCGACUUACAGUCAUGUGUGCAUAACAUUUUUACGUAUGGGGUGGUCACAGGGGAUCGAACCCACUACCCUGGCGUUACAAGCCCCAUGCUCUACCAAAUGAGCUACAGUUUAGAUCUGAGGAGUGAGUGAUCUUUAGAGGCUUCAGUCUACAGAGAGGAAGACUCACAUAUUGAUGGUCCUGCCAAACAGAGUUUUGUCUUUGACCUCAAGUUUGCUCUACUCAAGGUUUGACAUAAAUGUCUUCACAGAAUGGACACUGUUACAGGUUUUUGUAGAUCCCGCUUCAAAAAGCACCUUUUCCAAUGUGUUAGAAAACAAUGCUUAUUACUUGCAUACAGUACAUUACAAUUUUGCAUUGGAUUUGUUCACUGAUUGGAUGUCUUGGCUGUAGGCACUCACAACAAGGUUUCACUUGACCUGGUGUGGGCACAUCCUGCUUGUCUUGGUUAGGGCUACUGCUGUAGUCAUUGGUACCCCAAAGUUAGAGCCUUUGGCAAGCUCAUAGGGUCAUGGUGGACCAGACGUCUGUUGUUAGCUAGUUCAACCCCAAGUGGUGGUGAACAUUUAAAUAGUCAGUUUCUCACAUCAGAAAAGUAUUUCCUCUGCGACGCUACAUAAACAUUCUUUAGUAAACAACAGUCAAUCCCACCCAUGUUGUGAAAGAGGCCACAUAUUAUUCAGCUGUGGAGGCUGAGAGCUUGGGGGCUGCCUGGGCCUGGCCCACCUCCUCAGUUGAUUGCUGAUCCCGAUGCUGUGGUACUAAGUAUGUAUGGGUUUGAGAGGCCAGCCAUUGCCUGUGAUGACAGGCCCUGCAUUAGUGGUCUUAGGAGGAGGGACAGCCUUAGCUCCUAUCGCUCUCAUUGGUUGUUACUGUAUUACUUGCUGACAGAAGCAUGAUCAACAUCAGGUGAAGAGCCACCUUUUGCUGGGAACUGGGCUGGACUGGACAGGACUGGGCUGUAUCUACCAUACAUGUUGUUUAGGCAUGGGUCAGAGGAGUACCAUGUUCCUGAGAUGGUUUCACAAGGCUUGCCUGGGCGUGUUCACAAUUAGCUUCUCUAUAAGGCAAUCUUUUGGCUGACAGAUAGAUACAGGAAACAGGAGAUCAGCUGCUCGGCCCAUGUGAUCGUUUUUUUGUCCCCAUCUUUGGUAACAAUUUCUUGUAAAAGAAACCACAAUGUCACCCAGAAGGUGGGACCGGAGGCACCAGCAGAAGGAAGUGGGUGCCUGCAUGGAGGGUGUGUUGCAAGGUUUUGCCACAGCUCGAUUAUCUAUAGAUUCAUCUCAGAGAUCUAGUGAGAAUAUAUAUAUGAGAUAUAUAUCUAGACUAGAGAUAUAAUCAUAGAGGAUUCUCCUAAUUAGUUGUAUAGAUAUAUAAAUAGAUAUAUAUAUAUCUAGAGUGUCUGUGGUGAUAUGAUUGUAAAAAAUCUAGAUCCUAUUAAUAGAGGAGAAUCGAUGUGGCGAUAUUCUAGACCUAGGAGAGAAAGAGAGCGGGAAAAAAAGAGGUAAUAAUAUUAUCAUAAGCUGUAAUGUUGUUUAUUAUUUAUCUUAUUCUUCUAUCUCUUCUAUCUACUAUUACUCUCUAUCUUUUAUCUCUUAUAUACUCUCUCUCUCUGUCUGUCUCUUCUAUUUAUAUCUCUAUAUCUAUUCUCUCUUAUCUAUAUAUUCUCUCUCUGUCUGUCUUAUUUUCUAUAUCUUUCUUCUCUCUAUCUCUAUAUAUAUCUCCUUAUUGUUCUCUGCUGUCUUGUCUGUCUUCUUAUCUAACAUCUCUCCUCUCUCUCCUCUCUCUCUCUCUCUCUCUGUGUUGUCUUCUCUUUCAUUCUCGAUCUAUCUCUAUUAUCGCUAUCUCUGUUCUUUAUCUAGAUAUCUCUCUAUAUCGCUCUCUCUAUCUCUAUCUCUCUCUCUCUCUCUCUCUCUCUCUCUCUCUCUCUCUCUCUCUCUCUAUCUCUCUCUCUCUCUCUCUCUUCUCUCUCUCUCUGUCUGUCAGCUGUCUGUCUGUUUUCUACCACAGCAGAAAGCAGACCUCUAAUGAUAGAGAGGGGAAACACUGCAGAGUGCGGACAAGAGUUAGGUCACAGUCAGGGCCAUCUAUCUAUACGAUUCCUCAUUGAUUCCUUGAAUUCUAACCGCAGCAUCUAUUUUGUCAACGGCCUCUUUCUCAGCGGUAUCUGUGGCAUUCUUAAGAAGUGACUCACUGAACCUUAGCAGUUUUUAACUGUUUUUGUAAGUUGAUAGGGAAACACAACACCCUGUGAAACUGAAGUGGGGAUAUCAUAGGGAUGUAUCAUAGGGAUAUGAAGUGCUGCUUGCGCCAUCUAUAGUGUGUGGUCCUCUUUCAGAGAAGAGGAGAGAGAGAUACAGUUCACCUGAUAUUGGGAAUGAGAUUUGGUCAUCGGUUCAGAAUUACUGUGUCAUGGAGCUUUGAAGGCAGUUAAUGGCUGCCACAUUGGACCGGCGCCGUCUCAUGGCUAAGAACCAGAACCAUGUGACUCUCUGAAGGGGAAAAUCACUAGCAUCCCAGGUCCCAGUCACAAGGACAGUCGCAAACCACACAAUUUCUCCCAAAUUAGUCACCAGCUCCUUCCGUUACUCACCCUUUCUUCUCUAAGAAACAAGGGCAACCGUACAACUCAAACAUAACCUCUCACCCCCCCAAGAAAAAUAAAACCAUGUAAUUUAAGCUAGGCCUAUACAGUGAGGGAAAAAAGUAUUUGCCCACUGACAAAGAAAUGCAUGUAAAAAAUGCUAUGAAUUGAUUUGCAUUUUAAUGAGGGAAACAAGUAUUUGACCCCUCUGCAAAACAUUACUUAGUACUUGGUGGCAAAACCCUAGUUGGAAAUCACAGAGGUCAGAUGUUUCUUGUAGUUGGCCACCAGGUUUGCACACAUCUCAGGAGGGAUUUUGUCCCACUCCUCUUUGCAGAUCUUCUCCAAGUCAUUAAGGUUUCGAGGCUGACGUUUGACAACUCGAACCUUCAGCUCCCUCCACAGAUUUUCUAUGGGAUUAAGGUCUGGAGACUGGCUAGGCCACUCCAGGACCUUAAUGUGCUUCUUCUUGAGCCACUCCUUUGUUGCCUUGGCCGUGUGUUUUGGGUCAUUGUCAUGCUGGAAAACCCAUUUACGACCCAUUUUCAAUGCCCUGGCUGAGGGAAGGAGGUUCUCACCCAAGAUUUGACGGUACAUGGCCCCUUCCAUCAUCCCUUUGAUGCGGUGAAGUUGUCCUGUCCCCUUAGCAGAAAAACACCCCCAAAGCAUAAUGUUUCCACCUCCAUGUUUGACGGUGGGGAUGGUGUUCUUGGGGUCAUAGGCAGCAUUCCUCCUCCUCCAAACACGGCGAGUUGAGCCACAACACUUUCACCCAGUUCUCCUCUGAAUCAUUCAGAUGUUCAUUGGCAAACUUCAGACGGGCAUGUAUAUGUGCUUUCUUGAGCAGGGGGACCUUGCGGGCGCUGCAGGAUUUCAGUCCUUCACGGCGUAGUGUGUUACCAAUUGUUUUCUUGGUGACUAUGGUCCCAGCUGGCUUGAGAUCAUUGACAAGAUCCUCCCGUGUAGUUCUGGGCUGAUUCCUCACCGUUCUCAUGAUCAUUGCAACUCCAUGAGGUGAGAUCUUGCAUGGAGCCCCAGGCCGAGGGAGAUUGACAGUUCUUUUGUGUUUCUUCCAUUCCAUUUGCGAAUAAUCGCACCAACUGUUGUCACCUUCUCACCAAGCUGCUUGGCGAUGGUCUUGUAGCCCAUUCCAGCCUUGUGUAGGUCUACAAUCUUGUCCCUGACAUCCUUGGAGAGCUCUUUGGUCUUGGCCAUGGUGGAGAGUUUGGAAUCUGAUUGAUUGAUUGCUUCUGUGGACAGGUGUCUUUUAUACAGGUAACAAGCUGAGAUUAGGAGCACUCCCUUUAAGACUGUGCUCCUGAUCUCAGCUCGUUACCUGUAUAAAAGACACCUGGGAGCCAGAAAUCUUUCUGAUUGAGAGGGGGUCAAAUACUUAUUUCCCUCAUUAAAAUGCAAAUCAAUUUAUAACAUUUUUGACAUGCGUUUUUCUGGAUUUUUUGGUUGUUAUUCUGUCUCUCACUGUUCAAAUAUACCUACCAUUAAAAUUAUAGACUGAUCAUUUCUUUGUCAGUGGGCAAACGUACAAAAUCAGCAGGGGAUCAAAUACUUUUUUCCCUCACUGUAUGUCAUUGGCUACUACUAAUAGACAUUUGGAAUGUGCAGUUGAGGAUACUGCUCACGAUUGAACAAGUUCAAGUUGAAUAGUUUUAGGGAAACUGUUGUUUAGUUUAUAGUUAUGCUAGGUGCGGAUAUCUUUUUUUUAAGCCUCUCCUUUUAUGCUGUUCACAUCAAACAUUAGGUAUACACUUGUUUUGUCUGUGUGCCAGGUGAGCUGUAAAUCGUUGUAAAUUAGGUCUGUUGGUCUUUUUUUGGCGUUUGUUUAACGUUAUCGAUCGAAUACAGAGACAGCGUCAAUUUGAAUAUAGCUAGGUGCUCAAAGUAGCAAAACAGGCCCUAACUGUGGUAAAACUUAAUGGCUUUCAACAGGUUAUGACAAAGGUAAAACUAUGCUAUCCUGUGCUAACCUAUUUGCUGUGCAUUUUGUCAUGCAUUUGUACAUGUAUAAUUUAUACUGUGUUCAAGACCAUGGUACUUGCCUACGGAGCAGCAAGAGGAACUGCCCCUGCCUACCUUCAGGCUCUGCUCAAACCCUACAGCCCAACCCGAGUACUCGGUUCUGCCACCUCUGGUCUCCUGGCCCUCCCACCCCUACGGGAGGGCAGCUCCCGCUCCGCCUAGUCAAAGCUCUUCUCUGUCCUGGCACCCCAAUGGUUGAACCAGCUUCCCCCUGAAGAUAGGACAGCAGAGUCCCUGCCCAUCUUCCGAAAACAUAUUAACAUUAUAGCUGCUCUCAUCAUAAAACAGUCUCUCUCUCUCUCCCUCUCUUUCUCUACCUCUCUUUCCCCCCCUCUCUCUCUCUCUCGCUCUCUCUCUCUCUUUUUCUCUCUAUUUUCUCUCUCUCUCUCUCUUUCGCUCUCUCUCUCUCUCUUUCGCUCUCUCACUCACUCUUUCUCGCUCUCUCUCUCUUUCUGUUUCAGGAGUGGGAGCUGGUGGUGCUGGGGAAGUUGAAGUGGAACCUGGCGGCUGUCACACCAAACGACUUCAUCGAACAUAUCGUGAGGAAGCUGCCGUUGCCCGAGGACAAGCUGGCGCUGAUACGUAAACAUGUGCAGACCUUCAUCGCCCUCUGUGCCACAGGUAUGUUGCAUCCUUUAUUGAUACUGAAGUCUCACUGGGGGACAAUGACAGCCUUUGAUUAGAAACAUUUAUGUCAUCAAAAGAUGAGCCAAUGGGGAUGUGGGUUGCCAUCUGAUAUCACUUUUGGCUCCCAUGCCACAUUUUGUAAGUCAAAACGAUAACGGAUGUGCUGCCAAGUCAAUUAGGUGCUGAUGUCUUGCGUCAACAUAGUUGCGGCUGUUGCAAAAUAUCCUUGUCUCUACAUCAAAAUCUCCUUUCUGAGGAACAAUGUCUGGAGGAGACCCCAUUCAGGUGGCUUUGUGGCCCCCCCAUCAUGCGGUGUCGUGAUGCCUUGUAACUUAAGUGAGAUGUAUUACCUCAAUGUGAAAAUAUGUGGGGCUUAGAAAAGCAUGUGUCAUGGAGGACGUGUCUGUGAGAGUCUCAUGUCCACGUCCAUCAUCUUUCUCUCUUCCGGCUGCGGCGGCUGGUACGGUCAUAUUCUGAAGGCAUAUCAGAGGCUAACAGAAAAUAGAGUGACACUUCAAAGGGCAGCGGCCUGGUUUAAAGGACAUUCCCAUGUUCCUGUGUGCUCCGGGACUGAGGGAGGAUCUGACGGGGGUGGGACUGGGCAUUGUCUCCUCUGCUCUCCAGGGUGGAUUGUUUCUUCAAGAUCAAACAUCGAGUUGUGGGAGUGAGAGGAGAUUCUCUAAAUAUGAUCUGAAAAACUGGAGAGGAGGAGGGUAAGAGCAAAGAAAGAAAGGGAGGAGGAGUAUAUUGUUCCUGCAGUGCCGAAUAGUGAGGCAUGUCAUAUUUUCAUAUCUCUCCGUCUCCCUCUCUUACGCCUCCCUACUGCUUGAGGGCAUGAUGACUUUCCCAUGUUCAGGGAGUGUUUGUGGGGCAGGUUCUCCCAGCACACAUUGCUGCAGCAAGGCUCUCCUCUCCCUCCCAGGCCCCUCUGGACUCCACCCCAGGGUCCCAUCUCUGGCCCCACAU
This is a messenger RNA of Coregonus sp. 'balchen', 8954 nucleotides long. The record is from the annotation of a GenBank genome assembly. NCBI's taxonomy places the organism in Eukaryota, Metazoa, Chordata, Actinopteri, Salmoniformes, Salmonidae.